AUGUCCUUCUACACUCGCGAUCAGCAGAGGCGCCGGGAGAGGAGCCGUGCCUACAAGGCAAACAUCUCAGCAAAUGCCAAUAAUCACGAGGUUCUGCAGCUAUCUGCCUCCUCUGCUUCUUCUCCCUCCGAGAUCCUUGGCAGCACCCAGCGCGACAACACUGGCUCAACCAUCUUCCAGCGCUUUUGCCCCCGCUCUGCCAGAGCCCUUGCGCGGAUCAACAACCUCGGUACUGAAGGAAGGGCACUCCUUGAACACCUCUUUGCCAACGGCAGCGAUCAUGGCUUUGGCAGCGACUACUUCUCCCUCGAAUUCGAUAGAAGGGAGGACGAGGACACAGGAGACAUCUCAUGGGCUUGGUCAGAAGCAACAGAGAAGAUGGGAAGUAAGGUAGACGGAUUCCAGGUCUGGGUGAAGCAGCUGGUGCACGAGGCUGUUGCUACCCAUCAUCGUGUCAGCAGCAUCUGCCUGGAGUUCAAACAACGCCUGGAAUAG
Molecule: messenger RNA, 495 nt
Organism: Microstroma glucosiphilum
Lineage: Eukaryota; Fungi; Basidiomycota; Exobasidiomycetes; Microstromatales; Microstromataceae
Exons: 2
Coding region: 1-495 (164 amino acids)
Source: RefSeq, a predicted model, not a curated record